AUGGCAUUUUGCAGUAUCGCAUCUGUUGCUUCUGGAUUUGUGGUGAAAUCAAACAUCUGCAGCACCUUUAAAACAUUCACAAUCAAGUCCGCAAUGGUAACGUUUCCUUCCAAGAACACAAGAAGCUCGCGAUUGGUUGUGAAGGCUGCUGAAGAAGUUGCGGCGCCAGUGGCCGUUAGUGCUACAGAUACCGAUGAAGACAAGUCUAAACCACCUUCGAUUGGACCCAAAAGAGGAACACAGGUUAGAAUUCUAAGGAAGGAAUCCUACUGGUGUAACAAUGUUAGAUCAGUUGUGACUGUUGAUCAGGAUCCUAACGCCCAAUAUCCAGUGGUUGUGCGGUUUAACAAACUCAACUACGCAAAUGUAUCAACAAACAACUACGGGUUAGAUGAGAUCGAAGAAGUUUAA
Molecule: messenger RNA, 411 nt
Organism: Lactuca saligna
Lineage: Eukaryota; Viridiplantae; Streptophyta; Magnoliopsida; Asterales; Asteraceae
Source: the annotation of a GenBank genome assembly